Molecule: messenger RNA, 9639 nt
Organism: Corythoichthys intestinalis (scribbled pipefish)
Lineage: Eukaryota; Metazoa; Chordata; Actinopteri; Syngnathiformes; Syngnathidae
Exons: 10
Coding region: 1143-2573 (476 amino acids)
Source: RefSeq, a predicted model, not a curated record
ACUUUAGCCUGCUAUAAAACAUUGGCAGUCGUCUCGUGAAAGCAAACUUGCGGUUAAAAGGUGACACUUCAAACAUGAAAAAUCGCCGGUUAACAGCAUUUGCAAAUGAAAAAAAAUGACACCAAAAAUCUAUUACUGACACUACAUGAAAUGACAAAAAGUGCUUUUUUGCGGAGUGUAAAGCUGAAGUUACCGGUUUAGCGAACGUACUUCCGGUGAACAUUUCAAAACAAAAGCAUGUCAUGUUCGUCAUAUAAAUAGCGAUUUCUGGAGUUAAUCCCAUAUACUUCAGAAUUCAGAUUCUACACUAAGAAUACCUUUAAAAUGACGCCCUUUCUGAAAAACCUGAUUGGCAAUGAAUAAUUAUUAUAAUACUAUUAUAUAUAGUACUAUAAUAUUAAUGCUAGGUGUUUUUUUAAGAAUUGUUUUGAAUCAUGUUGGAAAGGCGAAGUCAGUGUUCUGAAUCUGUUUACCUUCCAUUCUUUUGCACUAGUUAAUUCUAUCAGCAUUUGAACUCAUUGUUUAUUUUUUGAUUUAUUAUUGUUAUUUACGUGUUUAUUUGUUCUUUAAUAAAUAAUUUAAGUGUUCCAAUAUGUUUUUGUGAAUUGAUAAGCGUCAACAAAAAUUUCAUUGCUAAAUUAGUGAAAAAAAAAUUUUUUUUUUAAUUAUUCGAUUAGUCGACUAAUCGUAAAAAUAGUCGGCUGACUAAUCGGGAGAAAAUUAGUCGUUUGGGACAGCCCUAGUCUGAAUCAAUGCGUGAACUACAAAUUAACUGUUUCUCGUUGAUUCAUUUACCAGAUUUCACUUUAACAUAUUUAAACGAUUGUACAUGUAGUCUAAACAUUAAGUAUAUAAAAUUUCUUGUAAACCAUAAGAAUUCAAGUAUGAACAUUUAUAACAACGAACUUUUAUAACAGCUUGUAUGACAAUGUACAACAUUCUAAAAAACAAUACGACGACUGUGCAAACAUGUCAGUGUACCGGGCUUCUGUUUGUUUGAGUUUCUGAUAACCACGUGACUUCAUACGUCAGGACACUGACUGCUUUCUUAAAGGGGAAUGAACAUAGCCGGACAACACAGAGUCAAAGCGGGAUGAAAAGACUAUAUUUUCUUGUUUUAUUAAAUUACCGAAUUUACCAACAUGGUCAAAAUUACGUUGGUCAUCGAGAAGAGUUUCGGUAAUGGUACCUUGGGUAUGGAAUAUGAAGUGUGCUAUGGUGCAUCCUUUCGCCUUCCAUAUCAAUAUGCAGCACCUGGAUUCACUGGGAAGCUUUACUUCUCUCCAAAGCAUGGUGAAGGCAGAAGGCUAUUGCUUGAAAAUGGCAAGGCCGUUGACCCACGGGUGAAACUUAGCCAUGGAACUCCUAUUUUGUAUCAUGUGACGGAAAAAGACAACGGAUAUUUUUCCGUUCCUUUCGGCAACAUGUUUUUGGAUCGCACCUCACUCAAAGUUUUAGAGUGUGCUGACGCGGCGCAGAGGUAUUACCAUGCUACGUAUCGCAUCAUUCUUCCCAGUCAUGCAGAAAUCCUGGAAUUUUAUCAAAUUGACCAACCGGAGCUGGUAAUCCUGUGGAAUCGCAGCAACUCUCAGACUGGUGGCACAUCCAGGGGCCGGAUGAGAAAUAAUGCCUGGGAAAUUUCAGAGCUUACACAGGCUGACAGUGGCUACUACAAUGUUCGACAAAAAGACUACACUUUAUUGUCGAGGAAAAAACUCACAGUCACAGAGCACACAAAAAACUAUGUACCCAAGGAGGAAACUCAUUUCGUGAUGCGAUACCCACUGAGCUUUACUCCAUGGGAUGUCACCUUCGAACCGAGUAGGGACGACGAUUACUACAACAAACCCAGAGUGUUGAUGAAAUCUGGACAUCAGUACAAAAACAACGAAAUAUCAUCAGGAUCGUUUUUUGAGGAAAGAGUUUUCUUCGAUGACGAGGGCAUGCAAAUUGAUCCUAUAAAGUUACACGAUUCUGGCGUUUAUAAAUUCCGAGACACAGAUGGAAACUUGGUGUUUUGGGCCAACGUGGAGGUCGAAGAGGUACAAACGCCUGCGUAUGUUUACGUUGUCCUUUUGGCGGCUCUUGCUGUUGCGGUGGGCAUCUGCUGUUGCUGCGUAAGAAAAUGCUGUUGUAAAAAGAAAACUUCCAAAUCUCCUGCAUCGACUCAGGAAGCGGCGGCAGCACCAGCUGUGUAUUACCAUGGCACAAAUCAAUCUACAGGACCAGCUUACCCCCCGGCACCACCUACUGCAACGUACUCAUACCAGCCGGCGAAUUCAAUCUUCCCAAGGCAACCGUCCCCUGCGCCUGCACGAACACCAGCGCCCGCCUCCUCAGGACCACCUGCGUACAACAGAGUGGAUAUCCAUCCCGAUCCAAACCCGACACAGCUUGAGUCUUCCCAGCCUGGACAUGAGGUCGCUCCUGCUCCGUCCGUGGCACUCGCUUUUCCGCCUUCGGAUGACGACCCCAAGUUUGAGCUGAAAGGGUUUCGCUUUUCCUCCGACCCUCCGCUCUCGUCUGACUCCACUUUCGCCAGUGUUUACACCUCCGAUAAGCUGAACUUCUGAGAAGCUUGCGACGACUACUACACUACUGCAGGGAAAACAUGGCCGUGUCAUCAGUGUCAAUUCGUUUCGUGACGUGUUGUCUGGCGCAGCAUCGGUGGAUCCCAGACAUACAAAAAGGAACUAAAGGGAUGUUGCAGGUGGUCUUCGUAUCGUAUCAGGAAAAAAAAAGUAGUCCCUCAUCUCACAAACGCGGUCAGAAAGACGCAGAGCAGAAUUGGUGCACGUGUUCUGUAAGAAAAUAGAUUAAGAAAUGAAACACUGCUGUGCGAUAAAUGUUAAAGACAGAAAAUCAGCACAUUUUCCUAUGCAAAUCCCACCUAAGAAGGCCAAAACUGUGAGUCGUACGUUAAAGGUGCUACGAAAUGGUGACCAUGUCAAAAAAUGACUGUACUCUUGCUGUCUUUUACCAUUUCAUAGGUAUUCCAUGCAAAACAAUGCCUCAGGGAACGCCCACUUUUUGUCAGCAACUGACCUUUCGCAAACUCCACCUCCUAAACGGCCAUUGACCAAUCAUACAUUCUAGAGACCGUUGUUAGGCUGCGUUCAGACUGCAGGCAUGUCUGAUUCCAAUCGGAUUCCUGCUCAAAUUUGAUUUUCAAGGCUGAUUGUUCACACUAUCUUUAGCAAGUUUCCAAAUCAGAUUUGGGCCUGUCCAGACUGGGCAUAUUAUUGACACACCUGACAAGUGGCUGUGGCAACGAAGGGUGCUGUGGCAGCAGAGAGUGACGUCAUAAACGGUAAAAACUGGACUUGUCCGAUAAUUACUUUACCAGUAGCUGAUAUCCCGAUAUUAUCCAACUCGAGGGUUGCGGCUAUCGUUUAAUCUAUCAAUUAGUUAGUUCAAAUAAUCGAGUAACCGGAUUAUGAGCAUUUAAUGCGUUGCAGAAUAAAUUUUAGAAUAUGUUAAACAAACAAGUGUUUAUGUUAGCAAUAAUAGUUGUUUUGUCUUGUUAAGAUUACACUUUCAAAAGCGCAUUAGAUGCGAAUGCAAAAUAAAAUUCCUUAGUGUUUUUUUUUUUUCAAACGAUGCAGAACUGCUCUUUUAUUUCACAUGAGCAAUAAAAGCAUUUAUAAACAAAACACCUGACCCUAGCCUCAAAUGAUACAAAAAUAAAUAAAUAAAUGAGGUUCUAUGUACAACAAAGAACAAUUGGCUAACUUGCAAAGCAAAAUUCCUCUAGCUUAAAUGCUAAAAAAAAAAAAUUAUGCUCUUAAUAAAUCGUUGAAACACAUAUUCCCACUAAAUCCAAACUAAAUAACAAAUGUCGUGCUGCAGCUAUCGAUUAUUUUUGUAGACAAUUAAUCUAUCAACUAGUUAGUUCCAAUAUUCAAGUAAUCGGAUUAGGAACAUUUAAUGCGUUGCAGAAUAAAUUUUAGGAGAUGUUAAACAAAGGCUUGCUAAGUUUGCACAUUCAAAAGAGCAUUAAAGACGUAUACAAGAUAAAAUUCAAGAGUGUUUCUUCAUAGUGCAGAAUUGUACUUGGAUUUUAACAUAAAAUACCUGAGAUUAGCAUUAAACAGUAUUUGAAAAAAAAAAAUCAAUGAGGACUCAAUGACAACAAAAGAACAAAGAACUGGCUAACUUCGACAAAGUCUGCUAGCUUAAAUGCAAUAAAAUGCUUACUUUUUUUUUUUUUUAACAAAACUUUUAACAAAUUGUUCAAACACAUAGUCCCUCAAAAACGGCAAAAUAUACCUAACUAAUACGUAACUAAAAUACGAAUGUAGUUUUAUUAUAUAUUAUUUAGCUUAUAUUGGUCUUAACAGGGAGCAGCUUAAUUCAGCCAUGUUAAAUGAGUUAUGCCAUAUUCACUGUUGCCACUAGAUGCUAGCACUUUCAAAACAAACCAUUACAAUGCCACUCUUAAUUAAACGAGUAAUCGAAGGAGCAAAAUUUUGAUUCAAAGCUUUUUCCUAAUCGAAUUCCUCAAGUUAAUCGAUUAAUCAUUGCAGCACUAAACAAAUGCAUAAACAAACAUAUUAGCUCAAACAAAAACAUACCUUGUGUUUGUUCUUAACAGGGACCAGCUGGAUUCCGCCAUGUUAGACGAGUUAUGGCAAAUUUACUGUUGCUAUUAGAGGGCAGUGUAUCCACUCAAAAAAAAACUAAAUGCAACACUUCCUAAUCAAACAAUUAUAACAUCACGCUAAGUAAACAAAUCCUCAAAGCAGCAAAAUUUGAUUCAGGGAUUUUUCCGAAUCAAAUUAGUCGAGUUAAUUCAUUGUUGCAACGCUAUCCAACUCCAAAAUUACGAUGCAGAUAUCAAAUUGUUGCAGUCCAUUCUAUAAAUCAGCUAACAUUAAAAUGCGAUGCUUCCACUAUUUAAAUAAACAUAGCGUCCUAAUAAGCGCGUUGAAUAUAUUUUGUUUUUAUUUUUCAUGUAACAAUUUGUGAAGGGACACCUUAGUAUCCCAACCGUUUGCCUCGAUAGAUAGAUUUUGCCUAAUUUUGGAGGAUGUUGCACUUGUUUUGCUCCAGGAUAAAUCACUUAAAACACUCCGGUUUACGUCUAGGGUCACAAAGCUUGCCAGCUUAGGAGCUGUAAUUAAUGGAUGGGGGUGGGGUGGGGUCUUUUGUCAAUGAAUUUGAAGGUCAAUUGAUGAUCAUGCCCAGCUUUCUAGUACUGCGUUAGCUAGUACAUGUUGACAGAAUGACAGAAUGUUCAGUGGUAACAAGAAAAUAGAAAGCCUAUGGAUUAGCGUGCUAGCAGACAGCAAAAGCUGCAGCUUGUCCUCGGUGUGACAUCAAUCCUUUUGGAGAUUUUUUAGAAGGUGGGGCCGAGGCAGCCGAGAAAGGAAGACUACUUUCGUUUUUAUUUUGGUGGAUUUGUGUCAAAAAUAUGGUCUGCUAUCAUUUUAAAGUCACUUGUUUAUCAUUUCAUAGCACCUUUCAAACUCUCAACUGUGAGGCAAAUAUGCUAAACACUUGGACCACUGUGCUGCCGCUUUGUGUUCAUACAGCAGGUAAAUGUGUCGGUUGACUUUAACUCAACAAGUGUCAUUGAUCUCAAAAGCUGUCAGUGGCAUGGGAUGAGCUAAAAUGAGCGGUGAUCCUAAGCGUAAUCACGUUACCGUCAAGUGUUGCUUCAUGUUGGAAUGUAAAAUGUGUUCUUGUUCAUGCUAACUUUCUGAGGCCUCAGGUCACAUUUGCCGAGCUCGUUUAUGAGCACUGCUCUCAAAUCACUACCGUGAAGUUGGCCCCCCAUCUAACGCUAAUUUUUAUAAAAAUGAUGUGAAUCGUUUGUGCUGUAAAAAGUUUCGUUUAUGCUAUCAUCAUUUUUAAGAUAUAUACUGUAUAUAUAUACAGUAAUUCUUCUGUAGGUCAAUCUGAGGUCAACCAGCCCCCCAUUUUGAUUAAAAAUGGCUAAAAAUUGUGUCACUUGCUUCGUUUGUUCUGGUUUGAACUGUAAGAAGUUUUGUUUUUGCUGCUAUAGUUAUUGAGAUAUAAAUUUUGAGUGAUGACAUCACGCAGCCCCCCCGCCCCCAUUUAUUGCAAAGUGGACCCGAAAUGGUGCCAUCCAUUUAUGCUUGUUUGUUCUGUAAAAAUUUUCGUUUGUGCUGCUAUUGUUUUAUAGCUAUUGAGAUAUUGUUUUCGAGUGAUGACGUCAAUUGCAGCCCCUCUGUCGCAGCUGACGGAGUGUAAGAACUCUCUCAAAAACAGAGGGGUAUCCCAACAACAAGUGCAAACGAAUGGCACCCCUAUGGGUCCAUUUUGUGGUAAAUGGGGGGAUGCGAGUCACGUUAUCACUCCAAAAUAAUAUCUCAAGCCCCCAUUUACAGCAAAAUGGACCUGAAGGCAUGCCAUUUGCGACGUUUGCGCAGAAGUGGUUAGAGUAGCCAAAACCUUUACACGAAGUUAUCUAUAUGAACUGUUAUUAUUAUAAUGUACUAUAACCUAUUACUAAGGUAGUGCCAAAAAAUCAAUUAUUAGAUGCAUCGCGAUUCGACACGCGACGAUUCGAUUACGAUUCAUACUGUAAAUGUUCAAAAACGAUGAUUUUCCCCAAUAACGUAACCUUUAACGGACGCACGCACAACAUUAUGAUGGAUGCUGCUGGUUACUGAGCGAGAGAUUUACCGUAAUUUCCCGAAUAUAAGGCGCACCCGUGUAUAAUGGGCACUCCAAAUUUACUUGUAAAAUCUAGGGGAAAUUAUUGUACCCGUUUAUAACGCGCACCCUAGUAUUAGCACCAAUAAAUAGAAGAAUACAAGAAAACAAGAGCUUGUGUACAGAUACAGAAAUGUCAUUUUACUGACUGUUGAAACACAGCACAAGCAUAGCACAUUGGUAGUUCAAAACAUUACCUUAAACUGACAUUAGUUACGGUAAUAAUAUGAUUUGACAACUUCUCCAGCUUACCAGAAUCUAGGAGAAAACAAAAAAGAUGUGACUUUUCUUUUAAAGGCUGCUGUAUAACUUGCUCGUUUCAUCAUGAUGAAUAAGUGUUUCUUCCAUGGAGUGAUACGGUAAAAUGAAAGUGAGAACGUAAGUCGGAAAUCUGUGAGAGCUCAUCGCUGUCAACGCGACAGUAACAAUAGGAACUAUUGUUAUUUGGGUUUGAGUUUCCCGAGGGACAGAUAUAGUUGACGGACACAGGAAGUCUGUGCUUUGUUACGGUCCGAGUUGCGGAGCUGCAAUAAACGUUGACUCAAAUGAGUCCAAGAAACUAAAUUCUGUGCUUUAUGAAGAGUGAAAAAAGCUGAAUUUCACACAGAUGAAAUCAUUCAGCCGAUCAGAGUAAAUUAUCUUAUAUUUGUAUUAUAUAGUGGUUGGCAGCGGGUCGCUGCAUACGUUUCUUCAACACAACGUGGCCGUGUCAAUAAAAAAAAAUCGGUUUAUGUAUAUAUAUAUAUAUAUAUAUAUAUAUAUAUAUAUAUAUAUAUAUAUAUAUAUAUAUAUAUAUAUAUAUAUAUAUAUAUAAUGUGUAAUAUAUAUGUAUAUUUCUGUCUCCAUCCAUUUCCCCGUUUAUAAUGCGCAUCAUGAUUUUACAAGUUGAUUUUGGGGGGAAAAAGUGCGCGUUAUAUUGGAGAAAUUACGGUACUCCUUUUCAGAACCCUGGGAAAUAAAUUUGUGUAUGAGACAGGCAGGGAUCCUGCGGUUGCGCUUCUGUGCGCAAGUUAUUUUUUAGAGGGAGAGAGAAAGAGAAAUAGUUUGUUGCUCCUUGUCUUUCAGUUGUUCAGCAGUAGGUUCAAGUCGUGUUAAUUGGAAAAAGUCCUAAGUGUUUUGCUAAGUCCCAUGUCCAUCUAUCAGAGGUGAGUACACGGACCCUCUUGAAACUGUUUAGCCUUUAUUGUUGUCGUUUUUGAGAUGUUACUAGUUAGCGCCAAGCGCUAUGCUAAUUAGCGACUUCGCUAACAUGUAUUUCCAUGUCAAGUUGUGCAUUGUUGGUGGUGUACAUAAGUUACUCGAAGUUAAGUACAACAGUAACAGUUUAAGGGCAGCUUUUCGUCAUAUGGGCAUGUUUCCAUUGUUCCUGUUGAAUCAUUUGGAUAUUUUAAAUAAAUCCUGGGCAUAAAUUUGUUUGGCUUUAUUAAUAAGCAAUGUAUGAUGUAUGGAUAACCGUGAUCAUCGUCAAUACCGCGAUCAUGUGUCAAUAAUCGAAUCGUAGCAUCCUCUCUGGAAAAAAAGGUCAAAUCUAAUAUCUAGAAUAAAGAGGAAAAAUGUAAUUAAUAAUUUUGCCUAAAGUAGCGGAGUAAGAGUAGCGUUUCUUCUUCCCAGAUCUACUCAAAGAAAAGUAAAAAGUGUGGCUACUCUUAGAAAUACAUUGUUUUCAAAAUGUUACUCAAGUAAAUGUAACUGAGUAAACGUAACGCGUUACUACACACCUCUACGUUUGCGGUAGUUGAUGGGACACCCCUCGCUUAUUGAGAGAGUUGGUACGCUCCGUCAGCCGUGGGAGUUGGAUACGGAAAAGCUGCGAUUUACGUCAUCACUCGAAAUUAACAUUUCAAUAGCUAUAAAACGGUAGAACAAACGAAAAGUUUUACAGCACAAACUUAGCAUACACGAAUAGCACAAUUUUGGGUCCAUUUUGAAAUGAAAUCGGGGCUGCGUGACGUCAUCACUCCCAAUUACAACCUCAAUAACGAAGGAGCACAAACCAGCACAAACGAAGCCUAAACGAUUGACAUGAUUUUUAGCCAUUUUUCUUCAAAAUGGGUGGCUGGUUGACCUCAGAUUGACCAUAAAGGAAUUUGUAAAUAUCUAAAACAGGAUCGCAGCACAAACAAAACUUUUUACAGCACAAGUGAUUGACAUCAUUUAAUAUAAAUUUGCGUCUGAUUAGGGGCCAACUUCACGGUGGUCUCAAAUUGGCCUCAGCACUGCACUUCGUAUCACUUCGUAUUCAUGUACUUUGGUUUUGGGUGCCUUAGAGCCUAAGCUAGUGUCAUGUCUGUGCGAUCUUCAACUUCUCUUAGGAAAGAAAAUGCAUUUUGUUUGUUGUAUGAUCUUGUAUGCUGACACUUUUUAGAAAUACCACUUGUAUUUUACUCUGUAAAUGUCGUCAUUUUGGUACCAACGUAAAUGUGUACUUAAAUUGUUUUGAGUAUACGAAAGUAGAAAUUGUUACUCUAACAUUGUUUUGAUGUCAAAAGCAAAAUCCUCAGAUGCAUCGGACCAAUGUUGUUUAACCAAAUCAACAAUACCUGUGCCUGAUUUUACAAAAAGAAAAGUAGCGAACAGCGUCUCAUUAUUAUUUAAUGGACUUUAAAAAGCCAUUGUCGAACGUGGAAAGGCUUAAAUCAGACAUUUUAAGCCUUGAGUGAACAGAACACGCCUCAUACGAAGUCAAGUUUAGGAAUGAACAUACUACCUCAUCUUUGGAAAAAGUUACUGGUCUUUUCUUUCUUUUUAAAUCAAAACCAAAACCUUACUGCCUUUUCAUAACAAAUGCCGUUGACUCGUUAAAUUUCUCUUUUCGCUAUUGUAAAUGCUCUCAAAAUAUAUCUUGUGCUUGCAUGUGCACUAUUUGCUUUCAUUUGCUUGGGACUGUUUUUGUGGAAAGAUGUUUCAUGGUGAAAUGUUUUAUCUAACAAAAGUGUACAUUAAAGCUACUAAGGCCCG